AGGCAAGCAGCCAGUCCCGCGCAGACCGCCCGCAUGCCCACAACGCGUAGCCUCCUCUCUUCGCGCUGGUUCCGCUCACGCCGCGCCCCGCGGUUAGACGAGCCUGAUGACACCACCGGAAACCAACCCCAGAACAUGGACCGAAGGCCGCGUGUCGCACGUGUUCUCAGCUCCCCUGCACGUGCGCAGACUGCGCCACUCGAUGAGGAAUCCCUCGAAAGGGCCUUUCCAUCCAUGGGUCACCUUGAAUAUGUUCUCGCUGGAUCUUCACCACCGGCCGAAAGCGCCCCUAAUAUGUACGAUAGCUUCGAGGAACCCCCACUGGACCUAACUGCGCACAUAUGCGCUGAUUCACUACGUCAGAGUGCUUACGAACAAAUGCGAGCAGUCGGCGGACGACUAAGACUGCUCGACGAAUUGGAAUCCGGCGUCAUAACAAUAGACACCGCUGUUAACACAUUUACAACAGCAUCUGAAGCCGAGAGAAAUGUAUGUUUAUUUUGGGUCGCCUAUCUCAAGUAUGACCAUUUUUUACAACCGCUGGUCGAAGCUGGCGCUGACCCGUUAUAUUUCGACGCGCUCGGUCUGUCUCCAUUACACGCGGCCGCAUUUAGUGGUUCGACGGAGUGCGCCAAUUAUUUAUUGUCUUGUGGAGCGGAUCCUAAUUACAUGCCGAGAUGCUUUGUACCGCUUCAUUGUGCUGCGUUCGGGAAUUCUGUACAAGUGGCUAAUUUACUGAUUAAUCGUGGUGCCUCAGUCCACGCGGCUGUAAAAUAUAUCAACUGUGAAGGAGGCUUAUUGCAUUGCGCUGUUCGAGCUAAUUCGGUUGACUGUCUGAAACUAUUUAUAUCACAUGGAGUAGACGUAAAUCAAAUAGAACCAGGCGGUACUAAUGCAAUUCAUCUCGCCGCUGAUCUCGGGAUGAUUCAGUGCCUUGCAAUAUUGAUAGAGACGCCUGGAGCCGAUCCUAACGUAAGAACGAGAGUGGGUGAUCGGGAAUCAACGGCUCUCCAUUUAGCAGCUGACGGUGGCUUCGUUGAAUGUGUCGAUUUACUACUAAACAAAGGUGCAGACGCCAGCUUAAAGAAUCAUCGAGGGUUUACCGCCUUACAUCUUGCCGCACGCUCUUCAUGUCUGGAAUGCGUGGAAUCAUUGCUUAGGAAAGGAAACGCCGAGCCUAAUUCAAUGGAUUUUGAUAAAAGAACUCCACUUCACGCCGCCAUAGGGAAGUCUGAUAGUGCCUGUGACAUAAUUGAAACCUUAAUAAGUUGGGGAGCAAAUGUCAAUCAAAAGGACGAGUAUGGUUUCACACCCCUGCACUUAGCGGCACUUGAUGGUCUCUCUGCUUGCGUGGAGACAUUAAUUUAUCACGGCGCUGAUGUAACAACGCGAUCUAAAAAAGGUAACUCAGCACUUAAUGUAAUCGCCAGAAAGACACCUGCGUCACUUGCGAUGAUAACGAGGAAGUUGGACUGUGCUAUCACAUUACACCACUCACAAACCAGUAACCGAGAGGUUGAACUUGAACUCGACUUCCGUAGCAUACUGCAGCAUUGUUACCCUCGAGAAAUAAGUUAUCUUAAUACAUUUGUGGAUGAAGGCCAGAAGGAAGUACUUCUACACCCUCUUUGCUCGGCCUUCCUAUAUAUAAAAUGGGAGAAAAUACGUAAAUAUUAUGUCGCCCGGCUAUUUUUAAGCUUCAUAUUCGUUCUUUGUUUAACUUUGUAUGUAUUAACUGCACUCGCGCAUAAUUGUUAUAAUGGAAGCAAAGACAUGGAAGAAACAAUACAAGAACAAGAACUAUGUCAAAAACAAUCCAUACUUGGAGAUUUACUUAGAAAAAAUCCGUUCGUAAUAGAAAUGCAAUGGUGGGUGCUAGCAGGCAUAACAAUUUUCGAAAUAUUCAGGAAAGUUUACGGCAUCGCGGGCUAUUCGACAGUUAAACAGUAUUUAAUGCAAUCAGAAAAUAUUAUUGAGUGGUUUGUUAUCGUAAGUGUGUUCUUAAUAUCAUAUAUUUAUACAAAUAUAACGUACACGUGGCAAAAUCACGUGGGGGCUUUCGCAGUUCUCGCGGGAUGGACGAAUUUAAUGAUGAUGAUCGGUCAGUUGCCAGUUUUUGGAACUUACGUUGCAAUGUAUCAGAAAGUACAAAAAGAAUUCGCGAAACUAUUGAUGGCAUACUCAUGUAUUCUUAUCGGAUUCACAAUAAGUUUCUGCGUGAUAUUUCCUGAUUCGUCAUCGUUCGCAAAUCCUUUUAUGGGUUUUAUAACAGUCUUGACAAUGAUGAUCGGCGAACUAAAUUUGGAUUUGUUAUUAAACGAGCCAGACGGCAAUGAUCCGCCGGUCUUGUUGGAAUUUUCUGCACAAAUAACAUACGUUCUUUUCCUCAUGUUCGUCACCGUUGUGCUUAUGAAUUUGCUCGUGGGCAUUGCAGUUCACGAUAUACAGGGAUUGAGAAAAACUGCUGGCCUUUCAAAACUCGUGAGACAAACCAAACUAAUAUCCUAUAUGGAACUGGCGCUGUUUAAUGGUUACUUGCCAAAAUGUCUCCUAAAGAUAUUACAUUCGUCGGCUCUUGUAUCACCGCAGGCUUAUAGAGUAGUUUUGAGUGUGAAACCGUUAAAUCCCAGUGAGAAACGACUCCCAAGAGAUAUAAUGAUGGCAGCAUACGACAUUGCAAAAAUGAGAAAACAAUAUGGUCACACAAUAUCAUCAAAUGGUUCGACUACAGGGGCGUAUUCGUGCUUCAAAAAAUACGAGAAUAACAAUGAUUCUGGCUACCGGGAGUAUGGUUAUUCGUCAGGCUUAGGAAGCCUUCAGGCCAGGUUGGAUGAAACGUCAGAAAAUGUUCGACAGUUGACACAGGAGGUGAAAGAGUUAAAAAAGCUUAUCAGUGCACAGCAGCUUGUAAUACAACAAGCCCUGUCAGUCGCAAUAGACAACCGUUGAUGAUAUAAUAGGCCGUUUAUAUUUCAAUGCCAGCGGUACAAGUCAAUAAACUAUGAGAAACGGUUAUUAUAUAUUUACGUUUAGAUUUGUGGACGGUUAAGAACUUAAAUUGUAAACGAUUUUUUGUAUUCGCAUUUGAAUGUUGUCGAGUAAAUUAUGUUUAAAACGAUGAGCUGUGAUCGAAAAUGAGAUAGUGCGUAAGGGUUUUGUGAUAUAAUUUAUCAUGAUAAUAAAUUUAUUUUUCAUAAGC
Vanessa tameamea is the source of this 3199-nucleotide messenger RNA. RefSeq names its product water witch (gene wtrw). The transcript has a single exon. The record is from RefSeq and is a predicted model, not a curated record. Lineage: Eukaryota; Metazoa; Arthropoda; Insecta; Lepidoptera; Nymphalidae. Gene Ontology annotation, cellular component: membrane. Gene Ontology annotation, molecular function: protein binding; monoatomic ion channel activity. Gene Ontology annotation, biological process: transmembrane transport; monoatomic ion transport. The coding region runs from base 34 to 2949 and encodes 971 amino acids.